Molecule: messenger RNA, 919 nt
Organism: Neocloeon triangulifer
Lineage: Eukaryota; Metazoa; Arthropoda; Insecta; Ephemeroptera; Baetidae
Exons: 4
Coding region: 204-800 (198 amino acids)
Source: RefSeq, a predicted model, not a curated record
GGCGCCUCAACGCUAGGGCGUGUGCAAAUAAAAUUUAUAUUUUUCUCGCGCCCUCCAAUUAAAUCGUAAAAUAGAGCAAGGUGCGUUGUAAAUUAAUUUAGUUGUUUUCAAAACAGUUUUGUGAUUUUGAAACCUAGCUGGCCUUUGCGAUAUAAAAUUGUCAAGGGUAGAUAACGCUGGCUCAGUGUGAGGGUUGCAGCGCCAUGAGCAACAUGAAAGCGGUCGUCCUCCUAUUUUUUUGCGUCGGCACCUCCCUUGCAUUGCCCACGGACACAACAGCAGUUGCUCCAAACCCCGUGCCACAGUUUUUAGCUCCAAAUCUGGGAAAAUGUGAGUGUGUAAAAAAUCAAUGCGGAUGCUGUGCACUCUACAACGUAAAGGAACUUAACUUCAAUCAAACUGGAUGCUUGAAUUUCACGUACGUUCCGGCCGACUUUGCAAUUCAAUUGGAUCUGCUUCUAUCAAACUCUUCCAUUUUCCAGGCAAGGAUUUCUGGCAAAAAUCCGCCUGCUCUGUGCAUCCCUCUGCCGCCUAUGCCAAUUCUCUCAAUUUGCACCCAAUUGUCCAGCGUCUACACCGAUGACCAGUAUCUGUACGCCUGCCUGAAUAUGCAGCUGCAAUUCUCUGGAAUAACCCUGGCAUCAUUUUCCUUUGACUGCGCACGUUUUGGCCAAAACGGAAUCACGUUUUUCAAACCACCACCGAGCCCCCCUUCGGUAAACGGGCAGUUUGAUUUCAACUUUUCGCUAGCGAAUUUGGAGCAAGCCCUCAAACAAGCAAGCAGUAAUAGUACGCGAUGACCUAGUCUUUGAAUCCGCAGCUAAAUUUUAGAAACUGUACACGAAAUUGUCAAAAACAAAAUCUCAUUGAGGCAACUAAUUUUAGUGAAUGAAAUUGUUUGUCGAUCGUUUCUUACAAU